Caenorhabditis remanei is the source of this 1101-nucleotide messenger RNA. RefSeq lists its product as uncharacterized. The record is from RefSeq and is a predicted model, not a curated record. Bases 1 to 1101 code for a protein of 366 amino acids. The transcript has a single exon. NCBI's taxonomy places the organism in Eukaryota, Metazoa, Nematoda, Chromadorea, Rhabditida, Rhabditidae.
AUGGAUGUGCCAGAUCGACCAACAUCCAUGAUUGAUCCUGAGUCCGGAGACUGCAGUCUUCUCCUUUUUCUGGGUGCGCCUGAGCGACAAGCAACCAAGUCGGUGGCUGGCCGAGGGGUAUCCGGUCGAGGUGUACCAUCGAAGGCUAAAGAAUUAGCUGUUCGAGGGGAACCCCUAACGAAUAUUUUCCCGGGACCAGAUGACUUUAGUCCAUUCCUUGUAUUGGAUGCGCCUGAUCGACUAGCUUCCAAAUUCGGGACUUCCCGCUUAGCUCCAUCUCCAGAUGCGUCUGAACGACAAGCAUCUGAAUCCGGGGCGAACGGAAUCUUCAUCCCUCCGAUGGAUGUGCUAGAACGACCAACAUCUAAGUCCGUGGCUGGUUCUACUGGCCGAGGGGUAUCCGGUCGAGGUGUAUCAUCGAAAGCUAAAGAAUUAGCUGUUCGAGGGGAAUCACUAUCGAAUAUUUUCCCGGGACCAGAUGACUUCAGUCCAUUCCUUGUGUUGGAUGCGCCUGAUCGACUAGCUUCCAAAUUCGGGACUUCCCGUUUAGCGCCAUCUCCAGAUGUGCCUGAACGACAAGCAUCUGAAUCCGGGGCGAACGGAAUCUUCAUCCCUCCGAUGGAUGUGCUAGAACGACCAACAUCUAAGUCCGUGGCUGGUUCUACUGGCCGAGGGGUAUCCGGUCGAGGUGUAUCAUCGAAGGCUAAAGAAUUAGCUGUUCGAGGGGAAUCACUAUCGAAUAUUUUCCCGGGACCAGAUGACUUCAGUCCAUUCCUUGUGUUGGAUGCGCCUGAUCGACUAGCUUCCAAAUUCGGGACUUCCCGUUUAGCGCCAUCUCCAGAUGUGCCUGAACGACAAGCAUCUGAAUCCGGGGCGAACGGAAUCUUCAUCCCUCCGAUGGAUGUGCCAGAACGACCAACAUCCAAGUCCGGAACUUUCGAAUCUGUUCUAACCAAACUUUCGCUGAAGCUUUGUACUUUGACUUUCGCUAAUCUCUUUCCUUCAACGCUGGUCUUCAACGUAUUAGGUUUUGUCGAUAUCUCGACAGUGUCUACCGAUUUCGCAGUAGACACGACUGAUUUCUCAGCAGGGUUUCUGUGA